AUCCGAUCUCAGCUAGCCAAGGAAAUGGAAGACGGCUGCCUGAUGGUCAACCAGCUCCCUCUAGGCUUCCGGUUUUGCCCUACCGACGAAGAACUUGUUCUUCACUUUCUCUACCCCAAGUCCUCGCUGUUGCCUUGCUACCCCAACAUCAUUCCCGAGCUUGAUAUUUAUCUGCUUCAUCCCUGGGAAUUAGAUGGGAAGGCGUUGUUGAGUGAAAAACGGUACUUCUUCUUCGGCCAAACGAUGGAGAAUCGAGUACUGCUGGAAAAAGGGUAUUGGAAACAACUGGACUUUGAGCAGCCAAUCUUCAGUUCUGGUUCAGGGAAGAAGAUAGGGGUAAAGAAACUCCAUGGAUUCUUCAUGGGGGAAGCUCCGUUUGGGAUGAAAACAAAUUGGCUGAUGCAAGAAUACCAUCUUUCAUCACACUACUAUAAAACGAAAGAAAACAAGAAAGUUGAUUGUAGUAAAUGGGUCGUAUGUAAAGUUGAAGAAAAUAAGGGCAACGCUCAGAGCUUCAGUUACAGUGACGAAGAUGGAAGUGAGAUGUCAUACCUUGAUGAGAUGUUUUUGUCAUUGGAUGAUGAUGAUCUUGAUGAUAUAUCUUCCUCCCAAUUGAUCUUUUGAAUGCAUAUAGCUAGUUUUUUUCUUUUUCCUGUUUUGAUAUUGUACGUAUUACUAAAACUAAA
Messenger RNA from Hibiscus syriacus, 686 nucleotides. RefSeq names its product NAC domain-containing protein 104-like. Gene Ontology annotation, biological process: regulation of DNA-templated transcription; system development. The record is from RefSeq and is a predicted model, not a curated record. The coding region runs from base 25 to 624 and encodes 199 amino acids. The transcript is spliced from 5 exons. Gene Ontology annotation, molecular function: DNA binding. NCBI's taxonomy places the organism in Eukaryota, Viridiplantae, Streptophyta, Magnoliopsida, Malvales, Malvaceae.